Messenger RNA from Cryptococcus deneoformans JEC21, 3185 nucleotides. RefSeq lists its product as hypothetical. The record is from RefSeq and is a predicted model, not a curated record. NCBI's taxonomy places the organism in Eukaryota, Fungi, Basidiomycota, Tremellomycetes, Tremellales, Cryptococcaceae. The transcript is spliced from 5 exons. Bases 416 to 2983 code for a protein of 855 amino acids.
UCCAGCGUUGCUCGAGGCAAAGCAGCUGCUCUCCUCUGCCAUCGCUCCCAACGCCUCCAAAGACGCCCGCCGAAAAUUCCACACCCUGCUCAUCGCCCUGCCCACCUCGCCCUCCGCGACCUACGAGUCCAAGUCCUUCUUCGGCACCCUCGUCCACAAGUGCUUUGCAGAGUUCGAGGACCUCCAGGACCCGGCCAUCGAUGCGCUCCUCGACCUGUGCGAAGACGACGAUGAAAAAAUUCGCAUUAUCGGUAUCAAGGCCCUCGGACCUACAGCGAGGGCCGAUCCGAGGUGGGUGAGGGGCAAUACGGGUGUCCUGCUCCAGCUCUUGGCCAGCCAGGACCAAGAACUAAAGUACGUCCGCGAAUCCCUCCAUACCCUUCUCUCCGUCUCGCCCGCCGACGUCUUCUCCGUCAUGGCAGACGACUGCCGUGGGUCUGAAGAAGAAACAGGUGCUUCCCGUCAAAACAUUCUGAAAUUCCUCUCCCCGUCCUCCGCUGACCCCUCUACCGGCAUCUCGCUCGACACUCGUCGGGCGCUGUUGGAGUCUGGGAAACACACAGAUGUGGAGGAUGUUUUCCGGGAAGAAUUCCUCAGUGUCGUCUCCCAGCACCAGCAUGGGCAAGGAGGGAUAGGCAAAGACGAAAAGAUGACGAUCCUCAAUCUGGUUAUACCCCUCUCCACCGUCACCGGCCAAAACGCAACCACGCCCACCGUCAAACGGGUGUCACACCUCAUCAUCGAUCUCGUCCCACCGGGUUCGCCCGCAAAAGAGGUACAGCCUGUCGUGCAGUUGUUCAACACAUUCAUCUCCUCCCUUACUCUCGCCCCUUUCCCCGCUCAGCAGAGAAGAGAAAACGUGCUAGACCCAAGAGUGCCCAUCACGUUCUUUGCAAAACACGGUCAAGCGACAACCCAACUAGCACUGGGGAAUGACGUACCGUCCAGAAACAUGGUGGAGGGGUUGAAACUGUGGGUCGAAGAGGCUUUACGUGGAGGUGCAAAAGGUGGAGACGGAGAAGAAGAGAUGGACGUGGAAACGGUGAGGGAAAAGGUCGUCAAGCAAAUCUUACCCGCUCUCUUGAACGCAUCCAAAGCGUUUACAUAUAACAGGACCCUCGAAAAGGCAGGAGAAAUGUUUGAGAUUCUGUUCUACACCGUCUAUCUGUUCUCUACCAACCCAACAGACCGCCGAACAGCGUUCAUCCCGCCAUACGCCCAAGACGAACUACGUGCCCUCGCACAACAGGCUUUCGGACUCGCGUCUCGUGCGCGGAAUAUGCCAGGCGCAGGAGCGGGUGCAAAGUGGGGCGUUAUACGUGAUUUACUCGAGGUAUUGACCCUGCGCAAACCUCUCCCUGGAGCGGGAGAAGGGAUCGUACCUACUUGGAAAUACUCCCAAGUCCCAACACAAGUACAACCACAAACCCAAACACAAACGCCUACGCCCAGAGUUUCUGGUACAACGCCGGGGGAGAUGAGACGACCCCCGCCUCAAGGUCCUCGUGCUUCUCUCCGCGAUGGGCGUGAGCGUGGGGGUGAACGCGAGUUUGAAUCGUAUAGAGAUAGGGGGCAGAGACAGUAUCCACUUCAUUUUGAACCUCGGCGUGCGCAGGGUCAUACACACUACCCCCAGCGAGAACGGGAACAGGAACGGGAGAGGGAGAGGGAAAACAAAAACAAGGAAGAAAGACGUCCUGGCGGGAGACCUGCUACACCCCCGCUUCCUUCUCUUCCUCCUGCACCUGCGCCAGCACCAGCACCAGCAUCUGCUCCUUCUGCUUCUGUACCUCCCAUACCCUUGGAGCCUUUUGCAUCUGCAUCUACGUCUGCGUUUCCGGCCGCUUCUCCGGGGACGGGCUUGAACAUCCGUUCAAACACUACAACCGCUGCCGCCGCGACGGACAGUACAACGGGCAUAUCGAUAAACGGAGCAAACAAAAGACGGAGGGAAGUUGAUACAGGGUCCGAUUCUGCUCGUCCUAGGGUAGGGGAUGAAAAUGGAGACGGAGAUCGGGAUGCGGAUGCGGAUCGGGAUAGCGAUCGGGAUGGCGGAAGAGAGAAGAAGAAGGGUAGGAAUGAUAUUGAUAAAGAUGGGAGAAAAGGGGAACGCAGGGAAGGCACCGAGACGUCAACGUCGAUGGGGACGGUUGGAGCUGGUGCGGCAUUGUUAGCUCGUAUCACAGGCGGAAGGGGGAGAGUGCAUACUCCCCCUAUGGCGCAAUCCCAGCCCCAGCCCCAUCCUCAGGAUCUACAAACCCAACAGCAGCAACCAAAGUUAUCGCUCCGCGACCGACUCGGUCCAUCAGUCACUCCUUCCCCAGCCCAUAGUGACGGCAAGGUCAACAUCCCAAGCUCAGUGGGGAUGGGACAUAUUUCAGCGCUUGAUAGACUUGCCUUGGGUAAGCUUGCUGCUUCAUCACCCGUUCCCGCAGCUGCGGCUACGGCUCGCAGUGGUAUGACGACGGAGACAAACAAGCCCGCACAGAUCAGUUCAUUGAAUAUCGCUGGGAUCGCCAGUGCAGCCCAAACACAAGGCCAGGCCCAAUCCAAGGACAACGCCGCCGGGCAAGGGAAUGGUACAGACCAAACCUCCAUGUCCACAACGAAAAGUAUCAAAAUCCGACGUGACAACCGUCCUCCCCCCACCACCCUCUUUCACCGCAACUAUUCUUCCAACAACAAUAUUGAGAUAUUGGGAUCAAGGGGUGAGGAUGAAAAAGAAGAAGAGGAGGAGGAGGAGGAUGAACCGGUAGUAAAGAAAGGAAGGGGGUUUGUAGAGAAGCAAGAGGAUGUGGUGAUGUUUGAACCUCCAAAGGAAAGUGGAUGGGGGACAGCGUUUCGUCAGUCUAGUGCGGGGGGCCAUGGAGGAGGCCAAGGGGUGUGGCGAGCAUCUGCCCACCGAGGAGGAGGCGUUGGGCCUGGCGCCGGGUCAGGAAUGGCGAGAGGUAUGUUUGGGGCUCGGGGUGCUGCGAGGCGGUAAGCGGGGUUUGAAUAGUUUGGAUUAUUAGGAAUACUACAGUAUAUAUUUUUUUUUACUUAUAUGAGUCAUCUGAAGAUUUCAGAUGUAGGGAGAGGGAUGAGAGAGACGACCAGAUUUUGCUCUUCUUUUCUCCACCCCUUCUAAUCAUUGGGUUUCAUCGUAACAUGUAUGAAAUAAAAACAAAACCAUAUCUGAAAAAUUA